Molecule: messenger RNA, 6088 nt
Organism: Helicoverpa armigera (cotton bollworm)
Lineage: Eukaryota; Metazoa; Arthropoda; Insecta; Lepidoptera; Noctuidae
Product: putative ATP-dependent RNA helicase DHX57
Exons: 18
Coding region: 113-3907 (1264 amino acids)
Cellular component (GO): intracellular anatomical structure
Molecular function (GO): metal ion binding; ATP binding; helicase activity
Source: RefSeq, a predicted model, not a curated record
UUUGACAUAAGCAGUCGCGAUUUGCCUGCACACGUCUUGUAAAUUGUGCGUUUUUGUCAAAGUUUUCACGGUUUUUUAAUUACAUAUUUCGUUUACAAACACCACCAACAUCAUGGAUCAUGAAAGCAGGCAAUUGGCUCAAGAUUUCUUCCUUCGGGAGCCGGCAGACCCUCGAAUACGGAAGGCUAAAGUGGAAACUCAGGAAGAAGAUCCUCAUCCACACCUUCGGGUGGAGAUGCAAACUGUCCGUCUGAACUCUGAUUCUCAGAAACUUGUGUUGGACACAUUGCGGUUCAUUCAUGGCCCUGACUUUAAACUUGGGAGCGCCAGUCUUUAUAAAGACAAAGGCUCAAACUUAGGCAAUAGAUACUGGAUGGAGCGAGGUAACCUCAUAGUACAAGGUGGCUGUGACUACUCACUGACAGUUAAGCCUGAAAUAGAGACUUCAGAGGCCAGGCUGAGGGCAUUUGCACUAGCUAAGUUGGAAAGAUACAAUUUCCAUAAAGCCCACUGUGCAGAAGCAUUAGAAGUGGCCGCUGAGAAUAUAGAAAAAGCGCUUGAAAUACUCUUCCUCAAAUAUUUUAAAGUAGACUUUCAAGACAAACCAGAAAGUGUACCCACUGUAGGCGAAUUGCUAGAAAUGAGGAAUGAUGAAAAAGCUGUUCUCGAAUCAAUUUAUGAUAACACCUUUCAAACAAAAGAUCAUAACAUAUGGAUAGUCAAAUUGAACCUAGAUUACCUUACAAAAAUGUACGAAAAAGUUGAUGUUCCUAAGAAGAAAGUUAACAUAAAUUACAACCAUAAUUCAAAAGCAAAACAGAAAGAAGUAUGUAAACUGUAUCUAAAAGGGCCGUGUAGGUUUGGAGCUAAAUGCAAGUUCUUACACGAAUCGAAAGAAGAAAAAACUCCAGACCGCUUAGACACUAAAGAAAAUACAAAAAUUACUUAUGAACUAGAAGUAAGGUUUCCGGAAGACACUGUCUACCCAUACCAACCUCCUUUAAUAUUUUUCAAAACAGAAAAUAAGACUAGUGUAAUACCAGAGCUUACUUGUCUAAAAGUAACUCUAAGGCUCUUAGAUGAAGCGAAAAACCUAGCCCAGGACGGUAUACCCAGUAUAUACUCAUUAGUUGAACUUUUAAACAAUGAAGAUGAGAUAUUAAACUUUAUACAAUUUGAUACAAGAACGUUCCCCGCUCCAUCGGAUGCCUUAUUCCCUCAAUUGAUAGAAGAUUCUAGUAUAAGUAAAAAGAACUUACCGUCACAUUACAAGAAAGGUGAAAAUAAGGACAAUAGGUCAAAUAUUAAUUAUGAAGAGUUGUUCAAGGAUGAUAAGGAGAUUGCUAAACGGUGGUUAGAGAAGAGAGACAAUGAUAUGUACAAUAGAAUGAUGUCGGGCAGAAGAAAACUUCCCGCUUGGAAAAAGAAGAAUGAAAUAUUGAAUACCAUAAAGAAAUCACAGGUAGUAGUAAUAAGUGGUGAAACCGGCUGCGGCAAGAGUACGCAAGUACCACAGUACAUACUAGACAACUGGUUGGAAAACUUCGACAAAGAUGGCGGCGACCACGUUGAGAUCAUAUGUACUCAGCCUAGAAGGAUAUCAGCUAUUGGUGUCGCUGACAGGGUUGCUGAAGAAAGGGUGGAGAAGACUGGACAAGUUGUUGGGUAUCAGAUAAGACUCGAAAGCAAAGUUUCGUCCAAAACCCGUCUUACAUUUUGUACAACUGGUAUUUUACUACGAAGGCUAGAAUACGACCCGCAACUAAAAUCCGUCACCCACAUAUUAGUAGAUGAAGUUCACGAAAGAUCUGAAGAGAGUGACUUCUUACUGCUUAUAUUGAGGGAUCUUAUCAAAGUCAGGAAAGACUUGACGGUCAUACUGAUGAGUGCUACGUUGAAUGCCGAUCUCUUCUCGGAUUACUUUGACAAAGUUCCUGUUUUAGAAAUACCGGGUAGAACAUUCCCAGUGGAACAACUGUUUCUAGAAGAUAUCAUGGAGAUGACCAAUUACGUUUUAGAAGAGAAUGGUCCAUACGCCAGGAAACUAAAGAAAGGAGACCGCAAACAAGACUUGGAAACGGAACUAGAGACAUGUGACGUCAGAGCCGACGCUAACGAGCCUCCUAAAGUGUCGAUACGCGACGACAAUCUUAACAUCGGACAAAUGGUCGCGCGAUACCCAAAGUGCAGCAAGGUUACCUGCAAGAAUAUGUACCUUAUGGAUACUGAGAAGAUAAACUUAGAACUCGUAGAACACGUGCUAACAUACAUAGUGAAGGGUGAUCACCAGUGGCCGCGAGAGGGCGCCAUAUUGGUGUUCUUACCCGGUAUAGCAGAGAUCAUGUCGUUACAUGACCAACUGGCGGAAAGUCAUACUUUUAGCCCUAAAACCGGCAAGUACCUCCUGGUGCCACUCCACUCGACACUCUCAAGCGAGGAACAAGCGCUAGUAUUCAGGAAGCCUCGACCGGGCGUCCGUAAGAUCGUGCUGUCCACUAACAUCGCUGAGACUUCUGUCACUAUCGACGACUGUGUGUUUGUGGUGGAUUGUGGCAGAAUGAAGGAGAAAAGAUUCGAUUCAAACCGCAACAUGGAAUCUUUAGACCUCGUCUGGGUGUCCCGGGCCAACGCCAAACAACGCAAGGGACGAGCCGGCCGCGUGAUGCCGGGAGUCUGUGUACACUUGUACACUUCACAUAGAUACAACCAUCAUAUACUGGAACAACCCGUCCCUGAGAUACAUAGAGUGCCUUUAGAACAAUUGGUCUUGAAGAUUAAGAUUCUGCCGCUCUUUCAGGAUAUGAGCAUACAUGAAGUAUUAGGCAAAACAGUAGAACCGCCAACUAAACAGAACAUAGAUGGCGCUCUCUCCCGCCUACAAGACGUCGGCGCGUUAGACAAGGCAUACACUCUGACGGCGCUGGGGAAACACCUCGCGGCCUUGCCCGUGGACGUCAGAAUAGGCAAACUUAUGCUGUUCGGGGCAAUAUUCUGCUGUGUGGAUUCUGCAUUGACAAUGGCAGCGUUUUUGAGCCAUAAAAGUCCUUUUGUUGCACCGUUUGGGAAGAAGACAGAAGCAGAUGCGAAAAGACGAGAAUUCGCAUGCUCCCAAAGUGAUCAGCUUACAACUUUAAGGGCAUACAGGAAAUGGCAACAAGCAAUGAAAAGCAGUACCCACGCGGCGCUAGUGUUCGCGAACGAGAACUUUCUGUCACACAAGACGUUACUCAUGUUGGCGGAUAUCAAACAUCAGCUGUUAGGCUUACUGGCUUCUAUAGGGUUCGUGCCCGACAUGCCGGCGCUGAGGAAGAAGAUGAGGAAGGAUUCCGUGGCUAGCCUUACUGGGGAUGAGUUAAACACAAAUGGGAAUAACGACAAAUUACUGGCAGCCAUUUUGUGUGCAGCUUUAUACCCAAACGUUGUCAAGGUACUAACCCCCGAAAAAUCCUUCCACAUGCAAGCCGGUGGCGCUAUACCCCGCCAACCUACACCCGACGAGCUAAAAUUCAAGACCAAAACGGAUGGCUACGUAGCCUUACACCCGUCUUCAGUGAAUUCUUCUGUAGGGUACUUUACGAGCCCCUAUCUAGUGUAUCAGGAGAAAGUGAAGACUAGUAGAGUGUUUAUAAGAGAGUGCUCUAUGGUGCCUCAGUUGCCGCUCGUUUUGUUUUCUGGGUGCAGUUUAUCGGUGGAACUCCAUAGUGGUACAUUUAUAGUAUCUUUAGAAGAUGGUUGGAUUAUGUUCCAGGUGGAAAAACACGAAGUUGCAGAAAUGCUAAAAACGAUACGAGUUGAACUAAUAAACUUAUUGGAAGAGAAAAUCAACGACCCCAGUUUGAACCUACUCCACUACGAGAAAGGUAACCGAAUAAUAAAGACUAUAGUGCAAAUUGUUACUAAGGACUAAUUAGUUAAAACAAAGCGAUCUGUUGUAUUACAACUAAUUUAUGAAUUUAAUACAGGUGCAAUUGAAUUUUGUAAUUCAUUUAUUUAUUUAUUUUCGAUAUAUUGUGACAGGUGCUAAACUGUAUAUGGCUGUCUGCCUACGUCCGAUAAAUCGGUGACCGAUUUUUUGUAGGAGCAAAUAAAACACACUAGUAGCAAUAGUGCAACGCACGCGUCCUGCAAGAAGGUCGUCAGAAAAUCUUUGUCAGAAAGUCCCACAAAAAAUCAGUCCGAUUAUUUAUCUGUCCUACGAAAAGUCUGACGUGGGCGGGCAGUCUAACAAUUGUGGUUUGAUUGUUGUUUUGAUGUUUGUGGAUAUUUGGGCAACCUUUUAACUGUAUAAUGCACUACUUCACUACCUUUAUAAACGAGAAAAUAAGUAUGUUAUUGAAAUGAAAUAACUUCAGUGAAAAUUGUAUCAAAAUUAAUUAAUCAAUUAUAUUAAUGAUAGACCAAUCUUUUAUAUAUUCAUCUAAUAAAUUAGUAUAAUAUAAAUAGUAUGAUAAAAAUGACCUCUAUAUUUAUACACUGGACAGGCUGCUGUCAACGUGCUUUUGUGCCCGUUUGAUAACCGCCAUUUUGGCGCUGUUAGACGUAGCAAGUGUCCGUGGUACUAAAAUUAUUUUACAGUGAACCAAUGAACAAACACUUCUCUUACAGCCAUUUGAAAUUAUACGUCAAAAUUAGUUCUGUGGACGCUCGCUUAGACGAUAUUGGCGCUUCAAAUGGGCACAAAAAAAUUGCUGUCAAACGUACGGAACAGCCUGUCCAGUGGUAUAUAUAGAGGUCAGUGGAUAAAACACAUAUUCCUACUUUGCGUGGAGCAGUCGAGCGACAACUGGUAUUAUUGUAAACAGCGCCAUCUAUUAUUAUUAUACUGAACUAAAGAAUACAACCACGUUGUUAAUUUUGUAACGUGUUACUAGGUGGCGCUAAAAUUAGUGAAAGCUUAUGAAGUGAAUUUUCGGUGCAAUUUUAAUGAUUUUUUGGCAUAAAAAAAUUAUGAUGUAAAUAAAUGAUAUUCUAGUUAUGAAAUUCCUACUUAACAUGUAAACAUUUUACUGCCAUCCAAAGCCUGAAACUUUGAGAUUGUAAUGACAUUUCAAUAUAUUUAUUCUUUUUGAUAUUUGUAAUGAAUUAAACGAGCCAUUUUUGGCUCCUUGAAUAGUUAAAACAAAUAGGGGUACCUGAUUUAUUUAUUGUACACUUGAUCAAGAUCUCUGAUGAAUUUAAUACCUAUGAGAAAAGUAUGUGUUUAUAAAUUAAGUUCUGUGAUGAUUAUAAGGGCCUCGUAUUCAAUACACUUAAGAUCCACACUUCAUCAAUCGUUUGAGACCAUAACACUAGUAGCGGGAAAAGUUAGAAACAGUGGUAGGUUAGGUAGAAUCAUCGGCUCGAAUGUUGAGCGCUGACCUUCACCUGCGCAGAAGUGAUUUAUUAGCAAAUAACCAAUCCCGAGUGACGGCUAUGACGCGAUGCGCUGCGGGCCAAUCAUCGCUUUAGCCCGCCCCCGCGCCUCACUUCAUACCACAAAAGGGACCCAAUAAAUUACUUCUGCGCAGGUGAAGGUCAGCGCUCAAGAUUCGUGCCGAUGAUUAUAUGUUCAUAAUUAUUUAUUCUUUGUAAAUGAAUUAAUAAAAUGCACUAUUGCACAUUCGAUUGGUAUUCUGCACUGCUUGCUUGUGAUGGUUAAUUUGACAUUGCUUGCUUGGGAAUCCUACAGAUAGAUGUAAAAUGUGUGAUAUUAUUACCAAUUAAGUUUGUUCCCAACUAUUGUCCGUCUUCAGACACAAAACUUACCAGACAGAUACAUUUACAUAUUACGCUGGGUUUCAUCUGGAUGGAAUCUAACGUCUAGGGCAACAGUUCUAUAAUUUCAAAACAAUAGUUACUUCAUAUACAAAUACUACAUAUAGGUACCAAGAGGAAAUAUUUUCUGAAAUAAAAACGUGCAAUUUCUUAUAGAAAGUUGAUCUGUAAAAUUGUCUUAGAUAAAGCUGGGAAAUAGUAUUGCAUGUAUUCAAAUUCACAAUGUAUUAAAAUGGAAUCUUAUACACCGACAAUAACCAUUAAUUUAUAAUAUAAGUAGACGAAUUGUAAUUUAUUAUCAGAAUUGUGUAAAUAAAUUAUUAUUUUGUUGAAA